CAAGGGGCGGAUUUUGAACCCAGUCCGAAGUGGGGGAAUGCACCGGGUGGCUAUUGCCACUAGGCCGCAGGGGUCCAGGUGCAUGUAAAAAUCAUUUUUUCUAGAAAAAGAAAUAAUAUUCCAUAUUUAGAGGGUUAUAUUGGUAAAAUGAUAAUUAAUCUGAGCUACAAGCCUACAACAACUGACAAAAGGGAGCCCAGAGUUUUUGCCGUUUCCGUCGUGGGAUGGCUUUGUGCCGAUCCUCCUUUUAUUCCCCUCCGCAGCAUCGUCCCCCUCUCCUUUUUCCCUCCAAGCUCUCUUCCUUCUUCCCGAUAUACCCUUCCACUUCCUUCAAAUUCACAAGCCUUGCCCUCCUCCAUCAACCGCCUAAAACUCCAGUCUCCUGCACUUGCUGUUCCAUGGAUGCUCCUCCGCAAGGUUAUCGGAGAAAUGUUGGUAUAUGUCUCAUCAAUUCAUCAAAAAAGAUCUUUGCUGCUUCCAGGCUCGAUAUACCCAAUGCUUGGCAAAUGCCCCAGGGUGGGAUUGAUGACAAUGAAGAUCCAAAAGAUGCAGCUAUCAGGGAAUUAAAGGAAGAAACUGGUGUGAGCUCAGCCGAAGUUCUUGAAGAGGUUCGUUAUUGGUUGACAUAUGAUUUCCCUCCAGAAGUCAGGGAAAAACUUAAAGUUCAAUGGGGAUCAGACUGGAAAGGUCAAGCACAAAAGUGGUUUCUUCUUAAAUUUGCUGGGAAGGAGGAAGAAAUCAAUCUUUUAGGUGAUGGAAUGGAGAAACCUGAGUUUGGCGAGUGGUCGUGGAUGUCACCAGAUGAAAUAAUUGAUCACGCAGUUGAGUUCAAGAAAAAUGUUUACAAGGAAGUUUUGGCAGUUUUUUCUCCACACCUUCAGUAAUAUUGUUAUGUUGAACAAGUUUACAUUGCCACUUCAAAUCUUAUGUAACAUGAUUAGCUGCAACAAUUUGGAUUAUUUAGAAAUUUUAGAUGAUAACUAAUCCAUGAUGUAUUAUUAUGGCAAUAAUGGGAAGCUUAAUAUAUUUCCAGGUAAUAU
Rubroshorea leprosula is the source of this 1040-nucleotide messenger RNA. The record is from the annotation of a GenBank genome assembly. NCBI's taxonomy places the organism in Eukaryota, Viridiplantae, Streptophyta, Magnoliopsida, Malvales, Dipterocarpaceae.